UCUUACUACAUCGGGUCUCGGAUGUAGUUUGCAAUGAAUUGUAUUUUACAGUGAAACGUUUGUGUCGAUACAAUAAUGAUUUUGAUUAUUGCUUUGUAGUUGCAGGAUUUAGCGGUCAGUCCACUCGUUUUCGAUCCAACUCGGAACACAGUUGAGUGCGUCAUUCCAGAUCAUGAGAAGGCUCCACAUUUUCCUGGGCUGAAGAAACUUCUGCGCUCUUUGUGUUGGGUUUUGCUCUAUAUAAGCUUUGUCGUGAGUACUUUUUCAUCGCAGUGGGUGAUAAAGAAGCUGAGAACAUGGAACAAAGAGAAAAUUUGGAACAAAACUGCAACAUUUCCGAGCUCUAUGAUGUUUUUUUCCCUCCUAAGCAUGAUGAAGAAUCCGAGCCCAAUAAUUUUGGCGAAGCUAGGUAUGAUGAAGCAUCAGAAGAGCCUAGUGCUGACCAAGGCAAUUUUGUGAUUAUCAUGUCUUGUAUUCUUGCCUUUGCCAUGGUGUCUGCGUUUGUGUUAUUGUUGCUAAUUUUGUUUGCAGUCGCACAGGUUUUUCUAAGCGAGAGUUUGAUUUCUACAUUGGUUCAAACCAUUUUGACGUUUGUUGUAACUGCAUGGUUUGGAUGUUUGAGUGUCAAAGGAGGAGUUCAUGAGAAAGUAGCAAAACAAAAUAAUCGUUCAGGAGGUGGAGAAGAGGAACGAACUAAUCGUUCGGGAGGUGGAGAAGAGAGCGGCAUAAGCUUGCUUCCGAAAGCAUCCUGAACCCUGGCUUUUAGCUCUUCUCUCCACGUAGGAACGCAGAAUGAAUACCGGCCAACUAAAGGGAAACCUGAAAAAAUAGGAGCGGGGGAUGACCCACCAUUAUCCUAUCAUCAUCUUAGUGGCUCGAUGCUUUAGAAACUAAUGAUAAGCACAGGUACGCGAAGUUAGCUGACUUAACCUACUCCCUUAUCACUCUUUAUUCAUUAGGAAACAGGAUUCAAAGUAGCUUUAAAAAAACCCUUUAUUCGUGUUCUCCUCCUUCAUUUCCGUCUAACUUUUAAAAUGAAUACUGAGGAAGUUUUAUUUUAGCAGCUUAAUCAUGAAUGUAGAACUGUAGAUCAAUCACUGCGGAGUUCUCGAGUCACACCCUAACUUUCAGUUAGUUUGUAUUGGUUGUAAUUUACUAGUGUUGUGAUUCAUGAACUGAUUUUAGUUUUUAGAUUGUAACUGUAGUCAAUUUUAAACCGAUAAUAAAAGAAAGAUACAAAGA
Messenger RNA from Stylophora pistillata, 1242 nucleotides. RefSeq lists its product as uncharacterized. Lineage: Eukaryota; Metazoa; Cnidaria; Anthozoa; Scleractinia; Pocilloporidae. The record is from RefSeq and is a predicted model, not a curated record.